Messenger RNA from Schistosoma mattheei, 3030 nucleotides. The record is from the annotation of a GenBank genome assembly. NCBI's taxonomy places the organism in Eukaryota, Metazoa, Platyhelminthes, Trematoda, Strigeidida, Schistosomatidae.
AUGUUUAUUAUUCGAUUGGCAGCAGAUGCACUGUCAUCAGUAACGGAAAGUGAACAAAGUCUAAUUCAUUUAACUGAUAAUCCACUUCCUAAUCCACAUUUUGAAUCAGUUAAAAAAGGAGAAAUUAUCAUUCAAAAUGUUGAUAACACUAAUAAAUAUUUGCAUAGUAUUAAACGUGUACAUAAACUAAUUGAAGAUGAAUUAAUGAUGGAAUAUGAUAUGAAUAGUACUAAUACAACUACUACUACAACUGCAACAAAGACAGCAUCAAUAAAUACCAUUCUCGAUAAUGAUAAUGAUGAUGAGAUUAGUCGUGGCAAUAAAUUCUCACGAUAUCAUGAAAAGAAUGAAUUUUGUACACCAUGUAAUAUUCAUCAAACUAAAAAAGAUAUUAUUACAAAGAGUACUAGUAAACGGUCAAUUUUAACAACAAAAAAUUACUCUACAACAACUGGUCUAUUAUAUGAUUUACUAUCGGGUACAGAAAACUUCGAUUCAGUUUAUAUGAGGAGUCAGUUAGUGUUUUUGACAUGUGAUAAUGCGAAAUCAAUAACUAAUCUUAAAAAAGAUAAAUUUCUUAGUCGACGCAAAAUCAAUAAUUCAUCAUCUGUUCAAAGGAGACGUAAAUCACUUAAACCAAAGAAGCACUGUAAUAGUUUACAAACCUUAGAAACUUCCAUCAGUAAUGGUAGAAAACUUUUUCAGAACAAUCUGUUAGGCGAGAAGUUGUCAUCGUCUUCUCCAUUAUCAUCAUCAUCUUUGUCAUCAUCAUCUUUAUCAUCAUCACCUACAUCUUCAUCAUCUUCAUCUACGUUGAGCCCUUCACAUAUUAAUUUGUUAACACAUUCCCAGUUAUCUCCAACAAAGUUGUUUGAUAGAUUUGAUUACUUAAAAAACAACCACGUUCUACAUUCCCAGUCACCUAUUAAUCAUUUUCCUACUGUACAUACUGCUAAUCUCACCACCGCUACAACUUCUACAACUAUGAAUAGUCAAGAAUGUUCUGAACAACCACUUGAUUUAUCUUCAGCUUCCUCUCAUUCCAAUCAAUCAGGUUUACUCGAUAAUUUUAAAUGUAAUAUUCCUACCUCAGAUAUCAUAAUCUCAAAAAGAAGGCGGAGUUUUGCCGGUGAUUUAGAUUACACUUCACGAUUUUCUGACAAUUCGAGUAUUCUACGAUGUAAUAGUUUAAGACAUAAUUCAGUUACAUUCCCUUUGUCUCAUACGGUAAGCAAAUUUAGGAAUUGUAUUACUUCUAGUACCAAUGUUACUGGCAGUACUACCAUUAAUAAUACCAGUAAUAGUAAUUUAAGACCUGAGCGUCAGCCAUCAGAAGAAUUUAUUUGUAAAGAUAUUGAACAAAAACUAAAUAAGAAUAAUCUGAAUAAUACAUCGAACAAUGAAUCAACCUUACUAGGAGCCAACUUACUUAACUUAAUUCUAUCUCCAGCAUGUUAUCAAAUUGCUUUAUCCGCUGCAUUCGCCUUAUGUGCAUCUUCCGUUUUUCCGUCUUUUGAUAAUACAAUAUAUCGAACUAAUGAUUUUUCAAAUUCAUGUAAUACCCUUAAGACAACAGAUGAAUUAGCCUGUAAUCUAUGGGCAUUAUCGAAUUCCAAUCGAAUCACUUCUAGUGAACAAAUUAAUGAAAAUAAUCAACAAUAUUUAUCAAAUUCAAAUCAAUCAUCAUCAAGAUUAUCAGACGAGAAACAUGACAAUAUUUCAAAACCUGUACAUAUACAACAUUCAUCAUCAAUUCAAUCCAAGCUCAAUGUAAAACUUAAUUCGUUGACAAAAUUAAAAACCGGUGAAAGUGUACCAUCCAAAAAAUCCAUUUUAAAAUUACAUUUCUUUCCAAAAAACACUCAACAUAAUCAUCAAACAAAACUUUUGAAGAAAAAAACAAACUCUUCACAUAGUCGAACAUUGUAUCAACAUUCCAGUAAAAACAACAACAAUAAUAAAAUCAAUAAUUCUGUUACACAUACAGCUGAUGAUGAUGAUGAUGAUGAUGAUGAUAAUGAUGAGGAUGUGAUCAAUGCACAACAUUCCUUUAUUACUCCAUCUAUCAAAAUUUCCAAUCAAAAUCUAAUCUUUUACAAUAAAUUAAAACAAUGGUUUAGACAAAUGAUCCAUUUAAUUGAACAACCAAAAUUAGCAAUAAUCUCUUUAUUACCUAAUCAUAUUAGAAAUGAUUUAACAAAGACAAAUUUAUUCAGUUCAUUCAAUGAAUAUCUAUUAGAUCAAUCGAUUGAUACAAGAUUAAAACUUUUAAACAUAUCAUGGUAUCGGUUAUUGAUAGUUUAUUUAAUUGAACAUGAACAAUUGAAUUCACUGAUGACAACAUUUUCAUCAUCGUCACCAUCACCAUCAUCAUCAUCAUCAUCAUCGCCAUCGUCUACGUCAUUGUCACCAGUGAAUGAUAAGAGUGAAUUUAAUGAGAAGAAAUUAAUAAUUAAGAAAAAAUUUCCAAUCGGUAAAUCGAUAAAAUCAAAGAAGAAAUAUGUUGAAAUGAUCAGUGCAUUUCAUGAUAUUCAAUCAAUAGCAACAAUAUGUUAUUCACUGAAAUUUACUCAUUCAGUUUACAGUCUGAUUCGAAUUGGUUUAUUAAUAUUAGGCAAUUAUCAAAAAACGCAAUCUAUCAAUGAUAUUCAUUGGUUGGAACAAACACUUCUAGAAUAUAUAGUCACAUCAGAAGGAACCAAUGAAAAAUCUAAUUCCAGUCCAAACUCAUCACCACAGAGUUGUCAGACAAUGAGUACCAAUCUUUCUGAUAACUUGAAUACUACUACAACUACCACUCGUACUGAUGUGUUCAACUGUAGCAAUAUUGGUAACAGUAAUGGUAGUAGUAGUAGUAGUAACAAUGUCAGUAGCAGUGUUAUUCCUAUUGAUACACCAUCCAUGAUACAUACAUUAAUUGAUAAACUAUUGAAUAUAACUAAAGAGUCAAUUAUUUUCUUUGUAUCUAAUCAAUUAGGUGAUUCAGUUGAAGAUUUAUUCAACAGUCUUGUCAAAAUCUCACAAACAUAA